UGUCGAACGAGCAGAGGAAGUCCCGCCCACUUUUCGCUCAGCAGCAUUUUAUCUGAUAAAGGAAACGAGACUUUCUCGAAAAAAGGGAUGAUGAGGAAGAUGUGGAACUCCUGUGCUUGGAUACGCUAAACAGAUGGAAACAAUAGGACGUCAAUAUCUGCUUUAUUGAUUUAUUUUAUAGCCCCACAGACACAGGAUCCUGGUAGCUAAAGAUCUACCACAUCUCUAUUGAACAAACAAGGUAACGACAUCGUAUGACCACAUAAAUACAUUUUCACGGUUUAUUUUUGAGCAACACUUCCUCAAAAGGCCAUGGAUGCAAACUCAAUACCUCAGAUCAUUAUAGAGGAUUACGAUGGUCUUGAGGUGGCCCCGGAUGAUCACUUGAGAACUUUGAAAGCACUGACUGAGAAGCUGAGACUUGAAACCAGAAGGCCAUCUUAUCUUGAGUGGAAGGCACGGGUAGAAGUUCAAAAAGCUCAAAACUCCAAAGGUUUAGCAAUUUCAGAAGGGUCAUCAGAGCUAGAGAGAAGUGCUGGGACGAAACCCAAUGGAAAACCUCAGAUGAAUAUCCAGAUUUGUGAAGUGACUGCAGGAAAGGGUCUGAGUACUAAAAGCCUUGGAGAAUUCGGAAAUAUUGACGAAGCUCUUAUUUGGCUUCGAAAGGAGCUGAUGGAGAUGCGUAUUCAGGACCAGCAGUUGGCCCGCCAGCUCAUGCGACUGCGUGGUGACAUCAAUAAACUCAAAGUCGAGCAGACAUGUCACCUGCAUCGGCGCAUGCUAAAUGAUGCCACAUUUGGCCUUGAGGAACGCGAUGAGCUGUCAGAUCUUUUGUGCGAUGGACCCGUCACUCCAGGAUUUGGCCUCUCUUCGCCACUUCGUCUCAUUGGUGUUACAAAGAUGAACAUCAACUCGAGACGCUUUUCUCUUUGCUAACAAUUCAAGUGUGCGGUUGUAACAGUGCUAUACAUGUAAAAUGAUCAUGGCAAUAUACUAAGUGGCUCAAGAGAGUACUACUACUACGGGUGAAGAAUGAAAACAGCAGAAUGUGAUUUUAGGAAUAACUUGUGAGAAUAACCUGUGCCUUUUACUCUGUGUACUUGUGCCAGUGAAACCACUUAAGUCGAUACAAUGGACAAUGAUGAAUAAAUGUCUGACCCAUCACCCAUGGCUUAAUGCAUUGGAUACAAUCUAUAUUCUAGUCAUAAGAUACACUUUGGUUAUUUACCACUCAGCCUUAAUACAACUUUAU
This is a messenger RNA of Triplophysa rosa, 1252 nucleotides long. It is a transcript of the gene fam167ab, whose product is annotated as family with sequence similarity 167 member Ab. NCBI's taxonomy places the organism in Eukaryota, Metazoa, Chordata, Actinopteri, Cypriniformes, Nemacheilidae. The transcript has 3 exons. The record is from RefSeq and is a predicted model, not a curated record. Bases 313 to 936 code for a protein of 207 amino acids.